Molecule: messenger RNA, 522 nt
Organism: Symbiodinium sp. CCMP2592
Lineage: Eukaryota; Dinophyceae; Suessiales; Symbiodiniaceae
Source: the annotation of a GenBank genome assembly
AUGGCGGCAAUCUUCAGCCCGGGGCGCGGAGCUCGCCCAGCCAAGGGGGCUCUGAUGGUGGCAGCGGCCGCGGCAGUCCUGACCUUGUCGGCUUUCUCGAGCGAUUUCCUUUACGCCGCGCGAAGUCCACUGAGGCCCACGGUGCAGAGCCCAAGCACUGGUGAGACGCACGAGGUUGUGUCCUCUACCCCGGCUUCGCAGCAGGAGGGCUCCUCCUUCGCUUCAAGCAGCUCUUUGUUGCUCUUUGCCGCCAGCGCCGUGAUCGCACGCAACGUGGCCAUGUACGGUGCGUCUCCGAAGGGCAAGCGGGCGCACUGGCGAACGCACAGAGACAAGGUGCGCUGGUACAAGAGAGGAGAGCUCCAAGCAAAGCGCGCCCUGGCCCUUGGGCGUGGUAUCAGGAAUGGCACCAUCGACUUCAUCUACGGCAAGCCACAGGAUGACGACGACGAUGAUGACUUCGACGAUGAGUACGAUGAUGAGGAAGAUGACGACGAGCUUGAAAGUCAGUCUCUCUCCUAG